Messenger RNA from Drosophila suzukii, 898 nucleotides. It is a transcript of the gene ringer, whose product is annotated as tubulin polymerization-promoting protein ringmaker. Lineage: Eukaryota; Metazoa; Arthropoda; Insecta; Diptera; Drosophilidae. The record is from RefSeq and is a predicted model, not a curated record. Gene Ontology annotation, cellular component: microtubule. Gene Ontology annotation, molecular function: tubulin binding. Gene Ontology annotation, biological process: positive regulation of protein polymerization; microtubule bundle formation; microtubule polymerization.
GUCCAAACAGUUGAGUUUCGACAUCGCCAGCAUUCGCGCGCUUGCCUUAAAGUAGUUGGAAAAUAUCCAAGGAAUACAAGAAACAAUUUUUGGAAAUUUAUUCAAGAGCUUUGGUACAUUUUUAAAAACAAAUAUCCAUCAUGUCCGAGGCAGCAGCAGCUAAUGGAAGCCCCUCUCCAGCUCCCACCCCUGAGGUUCCCGCGGCCGAGUUGGCCCAAUUGGCUCUGGAGGAUGAGCCCAAGGUUAGCUUCUCGGAUCAGUUCAAGGCCUUCUCCAAGUUCGGGGACUGCAAGUCCGAUGGCAAGCUGAUCACGCUCUCGCAGAGUGACAAGUGGAUGAAGCAGGCCAAGGUUAUCGACAAGAAGAUUACCACCACGGAUACGGGCAUCCACUUCAAGAAGUUCAAGGCCAUGAAGAUCUCACUCAGUGACUACAACAAAUUCCUGGAGGAUCUCGCCAAGACGAAAAAGGUGGAGCUGUCGGAGAUCAAGCAGAAGUUGGCAGGCUGUGGAGCUCCAGGAGUUGUUUCUGUUUCGGCUGGAAAAGCAGCAGCUGCUGUGGAUCGACUGACGGAUACCAGCAAGUACACUGGUUCCCACAAGGAGCGCUUCGAUGCCACCGGAAAGGGCAAGGGUAUCGCCGGCAGACGGAAUGUUGUCGAUGGUUCCGGCUAUGUGAGUGGCUACCAGCACAAGGACACCUACGAUACCGCCCACUAAAUGGGGAAUCCACCGUUUACGUCCGCCCACCCUCUCUUAAAACUGUCUUUCUAACUUUUGUGUUUCCUUAGUUAAUGUCUCCCAUUUCGUUUGGUAGCUGCAAUAAUUUAUCUUUGUGUACAUAAUCUAAGUUUGUGAUAAUUUAAGUGCUUACAAAUAAAUUGAUAUAUUUUGAUUUC